Messenger RNA from Gasterosteus aculeatus aculeatus (three-spined stickleback), 4302 nucleotides. NCBI's taxonomy places the organism in Eukaryota, Metazoa, Chordata, Actinopteri, Perciformes, Gasterosteidae. The record is from RefSeq and is a predicted model, not a curated record.
ACCAGAUAUGUGAAGAUCAUGCAGACGGACUGACAGAGAUCCCUCGCUUUAUAGUCAGAGGAUGAGCACAUUGUCUUCCACUGGCUGCCUCUGAAUGCCCGCUUUCCUGGGUUUAUCUAAAUUAUUGACAUUGUCCCUCCGUGCAGGAAAACUGUGUGUGUGCUCCUCACCAACAGGACGGACCAUGUCUGCGUUCGGUCGGAAUAACAUCUCCCAAUACCCUUAUUUUAACCAAUGUAUAUAAAAUGUGUUUUUGCCCCAUACUUUAGUACGCCUGGGGGUUCAGAUGUAAUGAUGAAAAGACAAAAUGUCUCCUCUGCAGAGUCCAGAAAGGAUCAGCUGUUGUCGUUUACUGCUUCUCUCUGCCAACAGACAGACGUCACGUCCCUCGGACAGGACGUUGAUGAAAAUAAUAACAGCACAAAUGCUCUGACGGCUGACAAACCAUCAAUUCACACAUUCACACAGGCAAAUUAUACAAUUUUAAUUCAACAUUGUACUCAAUUUAGACUCAAGCAAGGAAACUACCUUGACCUUUAAGUCUUUGCAGUCAGAAUGUAGUGAAAUGUUGUUAGCAAUUCUUCAUUAUUCUCACUCCUUUUGUAUUUUCAGGGUCAAUAUUUGAAAAGGUAAUAUUUGUUGAGGCUUUAAGCUGAUAUUUCCCAAAUGUAUAAUGACUUGAUCUCCCUCUAGUGGUGUAUAAACCUUUCAGCUCCUGAGUGUUUCCUGCAGCUGCUCUUAGAACACCAAAAAGUGAUCUGCAAUCACUCAUAUUCCUGUGCAUCCCAUGCAGAACACAUUUCCUCUAUUACCUAUAUUAAAAUGUGGAACUGCUGUUCAAUAAUGAAAGUGAUGGCGGGUUGCACUUACCUCAUCAUUGUCUCUGUAGUUAGGAAAAUGAGAAUAGCACAGUCAUCAGAUGAAAUUGGACUUCAGUGCUAUAAAAUCUGAAACCCAAACACUUCGUCUUUCAGUCAAAUCACAUAUAAUACGUUUGGAAACUCUAGUUUGAUGAUGCAAUUUUAAACAGUCAAAUGACAAGCGGGUGGAAUCCCCUUUUUGCACAAUGCCAGUUGUGUAUGGCGCCUCUAUAGAAAGGUCAUUUCUUGCCAAAAAUAAGAUGCCUAAGAAUCAAUGAAACAGCUGAAAGCAUGCACUAAGAAAAAGGCUUAGAGGGAGCGUGAAGCCCAAGGUGUUUAAUUGUUUGACGAGAACCCGUGUGAUGGUUUUUGAUAAAUGGCCUGAGGCUCGGUGCUGUAAUGUUGCUCUCACUGCAGUCAUUAAAACCUGACGGAUGGUUGCAAUGUCUGCAUCUAUGCAUGCUUUAGCCACCUCACUCUUGUCUGUAUUUAAGAGAACAGGGAUAGAUCAGCACUUAGAGUGCAUUAAACAGUAUAAUGUUGCAUUAUUUUCGUUGCAGGCAAACAUGAGCUCAUACAUCUUGCAUGUUCUUUAAUGGCCGAGUGUGUUUCUGUCUGUUGAGGUCGACAUGAGAUCAGAAACACUGCAAAGGGUAACUGCUUGCAGCAUUUUAUUGGCCCGGUUGUCAUCCAUCACCUCUGAUCAGACAUGUCACAUUGUGAGUCAUCUAUGACAAAGACUUAUGUUAUUAGGUUAUUUCAGGUUUUCCGGUGCAAGACUGGUGCCCUUCCUGUUAGCGAACCUUGUGCUCUGUUAAAGUUAAACCUUGGACUGGGAUGGCAGUACCAGUACGUCGAAAACACAAAACCAACGUAGUAUGUUGUUAGUUUACCAUUUAAAGUAUGUGAUGGAAAACCAUCCUUCAAAACAGCUCCAUAAGAGUGUUAAACUCUUUUUGCAGAGAAUAAACAGAGCGAUUAGCCAAUUAUAUUCAAAUGAUUCAAACUGACAUUAAAAUCCUUCGGUGGAAUCUGAAAUGUGAACUUACAUCCACACCAUGUUAUUUAUCUUUGGAGUUUUGUAGCUUUGGAGAGGCCCCCAGUUCAUUACUUAAUAUUAUUAUUACAGGAAGAACACAUUUACAUAAUCCCUGCCGGCCAUCAAAAUGCUUUUCUGGCCCACUUUCUCUCCCCCUUCUAAGACCAGUAUUUUACCUCUUAACAAUUGAUUUGCCCUCCACCCCCUCUUUGUACUUUAACCGAGUCCAUUAUGUUGUGCAGAGUCAUCACCGGUGAACCGUCCUCCUAUUCUUCUCCCCUCUCAUGGUCCUCGGUGUCAUCACAAAAACACUCGCUUCCUAACAACAACAAAAAGUGAAAAAGUACUUUUGCACCACCAACGCACUGCACGUGCGUCCUGCUGAGCCGUUAACAGAAGCCACGCGGGAGGCGUGCAGCUCGCCUUCGGACCUCAGCAAUAAAUUGCUUAAAAGUUUAUUAUCUUUAAUGUCGUAAACAGAGUCCCGUUUUUACAGUGACAGCAAUCGCAGCGUAUUUUUAUCCGCCCUGAGUUAAUCCCACUGAGUUAUCGACGUGUGUGUUUGUGUGUGUGUGUGUGUGUGUGUGUGUGUGUGUGUGUGUGUGUGUGUGUGUGUGUGUGUGUGUGUGUGUGUGUGUGUGUGUGUGGCUGAACAACGCAGUGGACACGAGCAGCGCCACGCAGGGCAGGGCAGACUCCCUCAUUCUAAGUGCUGUUCGUAUCCCAGCCAUCAGCGGAUGUGGAUCGAUGCCUGUUUUUUUUUUUUUUACAGCUUUGCAUCCCCGAAAUGACUGAGCAAAUAAAAGGCCGCUCGGACUGUCAAUCAGAGAGUGUUGGUAAAGAAAUUCCUUCAGUAACCAACCUGAGCACUCACACGUGUGCACACAGCCCAGGACGGGGUGAGAGGGGAAGGAAAGUUGAGGGAGUUGUGGGGGAGAUCCUAAAAUGAACCCGCCGGGAGGUGAAAUGCCGGCGAGCAGUGGCCGAGAGGGAGAAAGUGGAGAAAGCUCGGGAUCAUUUUCGGAGGAUUGAGGUUCUCUAAAUUUUCCGUUUGUGUACGCGUGGUGGACUUUUUUAUCUGGUUUUCUUUAAAGAGGAUGCUCUGCGGGCAAUCGCUGCCGUCUAAAUGGUCAGUGGUUUCAUUUAGGUGCAUAGAACUGCUGAUGCCUGAUAAAACACUUAUGAAUAAGUACGUGGCAGGAGGAAGUUAACGUUAGGAUUUUUAAAAGAGGCUUUUUGCGCAGGAGAUACCUAAUGCAAGGAAACAAUGGAGGUGGAUGGCAUGGAAGUAUUUGCCAUUGCUGUUGUUGUUGCAAUGUUUGUUGUCGUGCUCAAACAAUUUGGGGUUUGGGAGCCUUUGUCACUUGAAGAUGAUGACAGCUGUGACGGCGAGUUUGAACUCUCAAUGGUGCGUCACCAACCGGAGGGUCUGGAUCAGCUCCAGGCCCAGACGCAGUUCACCAGGAAGGAGCUCCAGUCGCUUUACAGAGGCUUCAAAAAUGAAUGUCCCAGUGGGCUAGUGGAUGAGGAAACUUUCAAGACCAUUUACUCACAGUUCUUCCCUCAAGGAGAUGCAACCACGUAUGCACAUUUCUUGUUCAACGCAUUUGACAUGGACAGAAAUGGCUCCAUCCGGUUUGAGGACUUUGUGAUAGGAUUAUCUGUGUUGCUUCGAGGCUCCGUUACAGAGAAACUUCGAUGGGCAUUCAACCUUUACGACAUCAAUAAAGACGGCCUCAUUACUAAAGAGGAAAUGAUGUCAAUAAUGACGUCCAUUUAUGACAUGAUGGGCAGGUAUACCUUACCCAGUGUACGGGACGACUCUCCCUAUGAGCACGUGGAGAGAUUCUUCCAGAAAAUGGAUCGAAACAGAGAUGGAGUGGUGACUAUUGAUGAAUUCAUAGAAACCUGCCAAAAGGAUGAAAAUAUAAUGGCUUCCAUGCAGCUCUUUGAAAACGUCAUCUAGUUUCUGUAGAGGGACGUGGAUCAGUAUUCCUGCAGAGUGCUCACAGCUGCAGGCCUCUCGCCCCGAAAUCCAUCUUGACAAAGCGAAUUGGUCGUGCAACGCAUUUUGCAUUUUAAUACAACUUGGUGAACACCAUUGCUUUUCCUGUUGAACUGUUUCAUGCCGAGAAAUGCAAAGAAUUCCCCGGAUCACUCAAAGAAGAAAUUAUUCUUUGCAUGACAAUUUUGUUUGUUCUCUGCACAGGAUGAAACCAGUUGAGCAUGAUCGCUUGCCCGUCAUCUAAAAGCAUGUGAUGCAAACCACGUUCACAAACAAGGGUUUUAUCGUUAAACACUUACUUUGUUACUGUAUUAUACGGUAUAUAAAAGAAUCAGAUGUUUGUGUAGACAUGAUUCCUCUGUGAUCGUCUACUGAAAUAAAUACAUACCGUCACACAU